Synchiropus splendidus (mandarinfish) is the source of this 1382-nucleotide messenger RNA. RefSeq names its product alpha-1-antitrypsin homolog. The coding region runs from base 113 to 1327 and encodes 404 amino acids. Gene Ontology annotation, biological process: negative regulation of endopeptidase activity. Gene Ontology annotation, molecular function: serine-type endopeptidase inhibitor activity. Lineage: Eukaryota; Metazoa; Chordata; Actinopteri; Syngnathiformes; Callionymidae. The transcript is spliced from 6 exons. The record is from RefSeq and is a predicted model, not a curated record.
AGUCAACAAAGCCAAAGUUCAGUUUCCCUGGCGAACCUUAUAAACCAGCCAAACAUCUGUCUGUCUGUGAGAGUGGCCUGGUUGCUGCACACCUGAGACAAACAAAUCCACCAUGUUGCGUGUGGCCCUGCUUCUGUCGGCCCUGGUUUGUAUGGGGAGGGGCCAUCACCAUGUCAAUCACAGCGCCGUCCAAGACACAGAGGAGGAAUCUGACAAAGUGGCCUUGGUGACUGCUGGAAACAAGGAUUUUGCCAUUCGUUUGUACAAGAAAUUGUCAGCUCAUCCCGAAUCUCAGGGCAAGAAUGUCUUCUUCUCUCCGUCCAGUGUGUCAGUGGCCUUGGCCGCCUUGUCUGCCGGAGCACGGGAAGAGACUCAUAGACAGAUUUUCGAGGGUUUGGGCUACAAUCUCACAGCUGUCACACCAGAAGAUCUUCAUCAGUAUUUCCGUUCAGUCCUUGGUAAAGGCAAGACCUCUGAUGCCACGAGCGAAGGGACAGCUGUGUUCAUGGACAGUCUCUUCAAGCCUCACCAUGAGUUCCUGGAGACCCUGAAGCAGUCCUACUUCGCUGAUGGCUUCACUGUUGACUUCACUAAAACUGAAGAAAGUGCCAAUACCAUCAACAAUUACGUGAAAGACAAGACGAAUGGCAAGAUUGAUAAAUUAGUGGAAAAGUUGGACCCAAGAACGGUCAUGUAUCUCAUCAGCUACAUUCACUUUAAAGGAAAGUGGGAGAAGUCUUUUGUCCCCGAACUGACUCGGGAUGAUGCCUUCAUUGUUGAUGCUGACACCAAGGUUCCUGUCCAGAUGAUGAAUCGAGAGGGCUACUUUGAUAGCUAUUACGACAUAGGAAUUAGAACAACAGUCCUUCGCCUCCCAUUCAACAGCUCCUACACAAUGCUGCUGCUCCUACCCGAUGACAUGGCUGAACUGGAAGGUGCUAUUUCUCCAGCACACAUCGCCAAAUGGCGGAAGUGGACUACGUCAAGGAGAUAUGAUGUCUUCCUACCCAAAUUCUCCAUCAAGACUUCUUAUUCUCUGAAGGAUGUUUUGGCUGAUAUGGGAAUGACUGACAUGUUUGGUGACAGAGCAGAUCUCAGUGGAAUUUCAGCAGGAAAACUUGCAGUCUCUGAGGUUGUUCACCAAGCCACCUUGGAUGUGGACGAGGCUGGAGCUGAAGCUGCGGCUGCCACAGGGAUCGGGAUCAUGCUGAUGUCAUUCCAACCACCGUCUGUGCUCAAGUUCAAUCGCCAGUUUAUGGUCCUCAUUACCGAAGAUGCCACUGAAAACAUCCUGUUUAUGGGCAAAAUUGUAAAUCCAAAAAUCUGAUGAUAAAUUAUGGCAUAAAAAAUAAUAAUUAAAUAAAAAACCAUUGUCCAAAAAU